GGGGGACGCGAGGCCAAAGCGCACUCCCGGCCCUACAUGGUGUCCCUGCAGCUCGGGGGGGUUCACUCCUGCGGGGCAGCGCUGCUGCACCGCCGCUGGGCGCUGACGGCCGCGCACUGCCAGCCCCGGGGGUCGUGGGACAAGGCGCUGCUGGUGGUGGGGCUGCACAACUGGCGGCGUCGCGGGGCGAGCACGCAGAGCUUCGCCGUCCGGGCUGCCUGUCCCCACCCCGACUACGACCCAAAGACGAAGGAGAACGACCUGCUCCUGCUCCAGCUGGACGGGACGGUGACACCGAGCGAGACACGGCAGCUGAUCUCGCUGCCGAGGCGGGAGCCGGCGCCGGGGGCGCGGUGCAGCCUGGCGGGCUGGGGGCUCACGGAGCCCAAGGGCCGGAGUCCGUCGCCCACCCUGCAGGAGCUGGAGGUGACGGUGAUGGACGUGCGGAUGUGCAACAACAGCCGCUUCUGGAAGGGCCAGAUCGGCCCCGGCAUGAUCUGCUUCCAGGGGCAGCCCCGCGGCUCGGCCCCCGCCAAGGGUGACUCGGGGAGCCCGUUGGUGUGCGGGAAGCGGCCGGCAGUGGCCGGAGUGAUGUCCUUCAGCAGCAAGGCUGUCACGGACCCGUUCAAGCCGCCGGUGGCCAUUUCGACCGUGAAGUACAAGAAAUGGAUCCAGAGAACGAUGCGGAGGGGCUGCGGAUCCGGCCGGCUCAAACACACUGCUCAGACCAAAGGCCCCUUCCUAUUUACACAGCGCGAGGAGAUGGCCCACGAGAACCACCCCAGCUCGGGGUGCCAGACCCGGAACGUUCCCAGUUCUGUCCAGUCCUCGCCGCUGGGAAUCGUGAUGCUCCAGCACAGCACGACCCCAGCAGGGGCCAGCAGCGCCUUGGGGUGA
Messenger RNA from Hirundo rustica (Barn swallow), 897 nucleotides. RefSeq names its product granzyme M-like. NCBI's taxonomy places the organism in Eukaryota, Metazoa, Chordata, Aves, Passeriformes, Hirundinidae. Gene Ontology annotation, biological process: proteolysis. The record is from RefSeq and is a predicted model, not a curated record. Gene Ontology annotation, molecular function: serine-type endopeptidase activity. The coding region runs from base 37 to 897 and encodes 286 amino acids. The transcript is spliced from 5 exons.